AUGAAUGUCACAGCAGGCCCAGCUGCCUGGGCUGGAACGACUCCGCUUCCGGUGCGGACGAUUUUAAGGACAGUCCAACAUCCUCGACAACGAAACAACUUUACUCGCAAAGCUCAAACAAGGAGGCUCUAUGUAUCCGCCGCCUCGAGUCGACCGUUAUCACAGCGAAUAUCUUCGAUAUGUCCCCGAGGACCCUCAAACCAAGUCCGACCUUUCUCCGCGACUUCGAAUUUGCAAGCGAUGAAAGACCCUUAUGCAACUCUGGGGGUUGGAAAGAGUGCCAGCGCAUCUGAAAUCAAGAAAGCAUAUUACGCUCUAGCAAAGAAAUAUCACCCAGAUACGAACAAAGAUCCUAGCGCAAAGGAGAAAUUCACAGAUGCGCAGUCAGCAUAUGAGUUGCUCAACGAUCCUCAAAAGAAGGCCACGUACGAUCAAUAUGGUGCAGCGGCUUUUGACCAAGGUGCAGGCUUUCAUCCAGGCGCUGGGGGUCAGCAUCCGUUUUCCGGAGCCGCUGGAGCAAACCCUUUUUCAGGAUUUGGUGGAGGCUUUGGGGCAGAGUUCAACUUUGAGGAUCUUUUUGGCGCAUUCACUGGCGGCCGCCGCGGCGGGCGGAGGAGUGGUGGGCCUUUCCAAGAAGAGAUUCUAGUUGGGGAGAAUAUCGAAGUCCAGACGAACAUAUCUUUCAUGGAUGCUGCAAAAGGUGUCUCCAAAAACAUCACCAUCACGCCUCUUGUACAGUGCGGCACAUGCAAAGGUGACGGUUUGAAACCGGGCUCUUCAAGACAGCAAUGCAAACGCUGCAAUGGGACGGGUACAAGGGUCCAUGUCAUGCAGGCCGGAUUUCAGAUGGCUUCCUCUUGUGACGCCUGCAGUGGGACCGGAGUGGUUAUACCGAAAGGCUCCGAAUGUAAUACAUGCGCUGGCAAUGGAGUGGUUCGCAAGAGGGAAACCGUCGAGGUCGAUAUCCCAGGCGGAGUAGAGGAUGGAAUGCGUCUACGAGUGGCCGGUGCUGGUGACUAUCCUCCUACGGGAAUGUCAGCAAAUCCGCAAGCUCGAACUCAGCGCGGGGAUCUGUACGUCUUCAUUCGGGUAGCGCCAGAUGCCAGAUUCAGCCGCAACGGAGCAGACAUCCUCCAUACUGCCUCGAUACCAUUGACAACAGCACUGCUUGGGGGAGAGGUGGUGGUACCGACACUCGAUGGAGAGGUCAAAGUGAGGGUAGCGACGGGGACAUCGACAAACGACAGAAUCACACUGCCCGGAAUGGGUAUGAAGAGGCUUGGUGGACGCGGUGCCGGUUCUUCUGGCGACCUCAGGGUGGAGUUCAAAGUUCAGAUGCCCAAAUAUCUGUCGGCUAACCAGCGGACAAUCAUCGAGAUGCUGGCUGAUGAAAUGGGCGACAAGACGGCGAAGAGAAUCAUGAACUUGGACAAGUACAAGCAGGAGCCUGCCAAAGACAACAAAGCAUCGAAACCUUCCAACAAGGCCGCUGAUCACAAGAACGAAGGAUUCCUGAAGUCCACCUGGCACCGGCUUAUCCACCAGCAUGAUAAUCUGGAACCGGACAAGCAAGGAAAAGAGAAAGAGAAAGACGCAGAACCGCACGACGAGGAUGAGCCCAAGAAGGCAUCUGGGUCAGGUUGA
This is a messenger RNA of Fonsecaea multimorphosa CBS 102226, 1644 nucleotides long. RefSeq lists its product as uncharacterized. The transcript is spliced from 2 exons. Gene Ontology annotation, molecular function: ATP binding; heat shock protein binding. Gene Ontology annotation, cellular component: cytoplasm. Gene Ontology annotation, biological process: protein refolding; response to heat. Bases 1 to 1644 code for a protein of 547 amino acids. The record is from RefSeq and is a predicted model, not a curated record. Lineage: Eukaryota; Fungi; Ascomycota; Eurotiomycetes; Chaetothyriales; Herpotrichiellaceae.